Eutrema salsugineum is the source of this 616-nucleotide messenger RNA. RefSeq names its product glycine-rich protein 5. The record is from RefSeq and is a predicted model, not a curated record. Bases 5 to 454 code for a protein of 149 amino acids. Lineage: Eukaryota; Viridiplantae; Streptophyta; Magnoliopsida; Brassicales; Brassicaceae. The transcript has a single exon.
GUUUAUGCUCAUCGAGCUGCAAAAUAAAAUCACUACUAGAGAUAUGGGGCGUCUCGUAAAUGGAGCUGCUAUCUUGGUUUUGUUAUGGUUCCAUGUUGUUGUGGUGAUCAAUGUUGCUGCGAGAGAUGGUGUGAGUUUUGGCAAAAAUGAAGAGGAGAAGACCUUCAUAGGAGGUGGAAAGGGCUUUGGAGGCGGUUUUGGUGGUGGACACGGUAUAGGCAUUGGCGGAGGUUUUGGCAAAGGCGGUAGUUUUGGCGGUGGGAUAGGCAAAGGCGGUGGUUUUGGAGGUGGUAUUGGAAAAGGCGGUGGCUUCGGUGGAGGAAUAGGCAAAGGAGGUGGUUUUGGAGGUGGCUUUGGAAAAGGAGGUGGUUUUGGUGGAGGAAUAGGCAAAGGCUUUGGAGGCGAAAUCGGAAAAGGCUUUGGCCUUGGCGGUGGCAAGAUUGGACACCACUGAGCUAAACGAGAAGAAAACUUAUAGUUGCACUGCAUGAGCGACUUGAGAAUAAAAUAAAUUAGCUCUCACUUAUUUGUCUAUCUAGUAUUGGAUGAGUUUUUAAGAAAUGUGGCUGCCUUUGUGCUUCCAUAAUAUUUGCCUAUCUAAUGUUUGUUUCACUCU